CUUCAUAAUCAUAAGACUCGUUUGGUUGAAGCAAUUGAUGGGAGAGAGAGAGUACAUACAAUAAUACACCAACUAAUUACACGCGCGUCGCCGAAGUAUACGAUGUCGUCUUCCUCCUCAUUCCUCAAGCUGUGUAACAACUAGAAAUCAAAAUUAAAAUUAAAAUCAAAAGAGGGGCUGAAAUUAGGGUUCAAUUCUCAAACCCUAACCCAAAUUUGUCUCUCCAAUUAUUCUACUUCUCCAAUCAAACCAUCAAUGUCGAUGUCAGAGACGCAGUCAAAGGAGAGAGGAAACGGUCACAUCUCCGAUCACAACAACAUUCAUGGACGUUGUGGAGUGUGCAUAAACGAAACCCUAAGAGACGACGAACUAAGAUCAAUUCUUUCGAAAUUAGAUAAUUACAAAGACAAAGAAGUGUUCGGAUUAGUGUGUAAAAGAUGGCUCCAUCUUCAAAGCACUGAAAGAAAGAAGCUAAGUGCGCGUGCUGGGCCCCACAUGCUUCGUCGUUUGGCUUCACGCUUUUGUCGACUCCAUGAACUUAACCUUUCUCAGUCUCUCUCUAGAUCUUUUUACCCUGGUGUUAUUGAUUCUGACCUUUCUGUUGUUUCCAAUGGCUUUCCUUCUUUGCGCAUCCUUAAUUUGUCCAACUGUAAAGGUAUUACAGAUGCUGGACUAUUGGCAAUAGGAAGUAGUCUUCUUUCUUUGCAGUCUUUGGAUGUAUCGUAUUGCAGAAAAGUGACAGACAAGGGAUUGUCUGGAGUGGCUGAGGGCUGUAAUGACCUAAGAUGCUUGCACCUUGCUGGCUGCAGAUUUAUUACCAAUAGUGCACUGGAAGCUUUGUCCAAACAUUGUCGUAAUCUGGAAGAGUUAGUCCUGCAUGGGUGCACGAACAUAACUGACUCUGGGCUUACUAGUCUUGUUAGUGGAUGUAGACAACUCAAGUAUUUAGAUCUGAACAAGUGCACUCAUGUAGGAGAUGCUGGCAUUUGUAGCAUAUCGGAAGCCUGUUCUGCUUCUCUCAAGACUCUUAAGUUAAUGGAUUGCUUCAAAGUUGGAGAUGAUGCUAUCUCAUCAUUGGCUAUGUUUUGCCAGAGUCUCGAGACUCUAAUUAUUGGUGGUUGCCGUGACAUAACUGACGAGCCUAUCAAAUCAUUAGCGCUCUCUUGUAAUUGCAGCCUGAAGAAUCUCCGGAUGGAUUGGUGCUUAAGCAUCACUGAUUCUUCAUUGGAUUACAUUUUCUCCCAUUGCAAAAAUCUAGAAGCCCUUGAUGUUGGGUGUUGUGAAGAGGUGACAGAUGCUGCUUUUAUCGGAUUAGGCAGAGGAGAACAUUAUGCAGCAAAUUUGAAGGUCUUGAAGGUCAGUAACUGCCCGAAGAUCACUGUGGCUGGAAUAGCCAUGGUCUUAGAUUCUUGCAAACUUCUUGAAUACGUUGAUGUCCGUUCGUGCCCACAUAUUACAAAGGCUGGUCUUGAUGAGGCUGGACUUCAGUUCCCUGAAACCUGUAAAGUAAAUUUUAAUGGAAGCUUAACAGAGCCGGAUGUGUUGCUUUGAUGUCAAUAGUAUGUCAAGGUUGGGUGUUUCUGCAAUGUUGAUUAAGAGGUCAGGUUUAUGCUGUCCUUUUCCCUUCUCAUGAUAUUGAAUGUUGGUUGUGCAACUAUAUUGUUCUACUUCCUCCGUUUCAUAAUAUUCACUACAUUUUCCACUAUGGGGAGUUUCACAUUACUUGCUACACUUCUUUUUUUGGGCAAUAAACGCAAUAUCUCUCUCCUCUCACAUGGGUCCCUUUUCUUUUUCUUCUCUACAUCUCUCUUCUCCAAAAAUUGCCUAGGAGUCCGUAAAUUGAGAAGUGUAGCGAGUAAUAUGAAACGGAGGAAGUAUAUUGUUUUUCUCGCUGUUGCCAUAGAAUUCUGUAUAGUUUGGUUUGGGAUUCUGUAUAUUAGUAUCUUCGUAGCAUUGUUUCUUGGACAUGAUGGCACUAAAAAUCAUGAUGUAAAUUAGGUUUGAUUUGUAUAGAGUUGCAAUAAGACUGCGCUGAGUCUCUCCGCCA
Molecule: messenger RNA, 2047 nt
Organism: Beta vulgaris subsp. vulgaris (sugar beet)
Lineage: Eukaryota; Viridiplantae; Streptophyta; Magnoliopsida; Caryophyllales; Amaranthaceae
Exons: 2
Coding region: 256-1551 (431 amino acids)
Biological process (GO): SCF-dependent proteasomal ubiquitin-dependent protein catabolic process
Cellular component (GO): SCF ubiquitin ligase complex
Molecular function (GO): protein binding
Source: RefSeq, a predicted model, not a curated record